Vanessa atalanta (red admiral) is the source of this 1780-nucleotide messenger RNA. It is a transcript of the gene Alg-2, whose product is annotated as programmed cell death protein 6. The record is from RefSeq and is a predicted model, not a curated record. Gene Ontology annotation, molecular function: calcium ion binding. The coding region runs from base 159 to 698 and encodes 179 amino acids. NCBI's taxonomy places the organism in Eukaryota, Metazoa, Arthropoda, Insecta, Lepidoptera, Nymphalidae. The transcript has 6 exons.
ACGGUGAUUGUAUUCUCUUUGACAUUUAUAUUUUAUUGUAAGUUAAAAAACGGAGUUAAUUGUUUUUCUGAUUUCACUCUUUUUAAAUUACGUUCUCUCAAAAUAUUCUACCAUUAAGCCUAUCUAAGGAAAUCAUCUUACUUAGUUGCGAGACCAAAAUGACUUUCCAAUCUCCAAUGCCGAGUCGAGAAUUCCUGUGGGACAUCUUUAGAAGAGUGGACAAAGACAGAAGUGGCUACAUAUCUGCUGAUGAACUGCAACAAGCACUUUCAAAUGGUACAUGGAAUCCAUUUAAUCCAGAAACAGUAAGACUGAUGAUUGGCAUGUUUGAUAAACAAAACAGAGGUGUUAUAUCAUUUGAAGAUUUUGGAGCACUUUGGAAAUAUGUUAGUGAUUGGCAAAACUGCUUCCGAUCAUUUGAUCGCGACAACUCUGGAAACAUAGAUAAAGUGGAGUUAAAGAAUGCUCUUACUGCUUUUGGCUACAGAUUAUCUGAUGAAGUUGUUAAUAUAAUGGUACAGAAAUUCGAUAGAUUUGGAAGAGGAACAAUACUUUUUGAUGACUUUAUUCAAUGCUGCAUAACUUUAUAUACUCUAACUUCAGCUUUUCGACAGUAUGAUACAGACCAAGAUGGUGUGAUAACCAUACACUACGAGCAGUUUCUAAAAAUGGUGUUUGGACUAAAGUGUUGGCCGUAACGCCGUGCCUCAGAUAACCAGCUUAAAGGUUUGGCCAAAUGCGUACCUUAAGACCAAUAUUCAUUUAUUUUUUAUUUUUUUACACACUGAGUUUUAUUGCAUUUAAUUUUAUUUUAAUUCUUUCAUUUUCAAUAUCAGUUUGUUCAUAUGGUCAUUUUAAUUUAAGGUCACAAAUAAAAUUUCAAAUAAUCAUAUAAUAUUUUAAAAAUGUUGACUGCCUUGUACAAGAGCUUUUUUUAAAUAAGAGUAUACUGUACUUACAAUUAUAAAAUACUUUAAACCAUUUCGAAUUUACUUUAAUGGUAAAAUUUCCAUUCAAUAUAAUAAGAAUAAACUAAUUUUAGUUUAUUCUGAAUAUUUUUUUAAUUAAAAUGUGCAGUUCUCCACAAGGCAGGCUUAACUGUUUUAACUUGAAAAGAUAAACUGUCUGCUGUGUGUUUCUCUAUGUGGCAUGUACUCUGCAUUGGUAUAUUGUUUAUGUGCCAAUUAUGCAUUAUAUAUAUUUAAAAUAUCUAUGUAAUAGAUUAUAAAUGUAGGUGUUGCAUGUUAAUUGUUUGUCCUUGUUCUAUCUUUACUUACUGCAAGCAAAUACUUUAUUUAUAAAUAAUUUUAUUUUAUAUAUAUUAUAUUUGAUGUCUUCUGAGGCUAUUAGUGGUUAGUGUACUUUUAUUAUAAUUUUUUGUUAAAUUUAAACAAAACUAAAAAUAAUUAACACUAAUGGUACCUAGGCAUUGAAAAUAUAAUAUAUCACUAAUUAUUUUAGUGAGUCCACAACAAAAGACAAAAACUGUAAUAGACUAUAUAUUUUACUUAUAACCAAUUAAGCUUAAAAUGUUAAUUAUGUUUUGAGUAACUAUUUCAGAUUUAAUAUUGUAUACAUUCUACUAUAUAUAUAUUUAUUGAAAUCUUUGUCAUGGUUAAAGUUUGCUCAAAUUAAAGAAAUAAAAAAAUUGGGCUCAAUGUCUAUCAGAACAUAUUCAGCUUUAUUAUAUACAUUUUUUUAAUUUCAUAAUUGUAUACAAAAUAUGCAAUCUGAAAUUAAAUGUAUAUUUCUGUAUUUUAUGUAUAAUGUAGAAUCGAGU